Messenger RNA from Pecten maximus, 1849 nucleotides. RefSeq names its product probable S-adenosylmethionine-dependent methyltransferase At5g38780. NCBI's taxonomy places the organism in Eukaryota, Metazoa, Mollusca, Bivalvia, Pectinida, Pectinidae. The record is from RefSeq and is a predicted model, not a curated record. The coding region runs from base 536 to 1657 and encodes 373 amino acids. Gene Ontology annotation, molecular function: S-adenosylmethionine-dependent methyltransferase activity. The transcript has 10 exons. Gene Ontology annotation, biological process: methylation.
GUAGAGAUAGUGUGUUCAAUUUUAAUAAAAAGUGUAAAUAUGUUUUGAUGUUAUUCACAGCAAGACGUGUCUAUCCUGCAUUUAAUUACCUUGUAGAGAAAGGAUUUAGAGGCUGUGCACUUUUACAGGUGACGAGGGUUUACAAUUUCCAGAAAUACCAGCCACAGAAGAUAACAGAUGAUGUCAAGCUACUUUCCGGCAAUGAAGAUGGCUUCUAAGUUUAGCGUUGACGCUGACGAGAAAUCUGCAAUUAAGUACUGCCAAAUAUAUUCAAAUGAAUAACUUUGGCCUAAUAUUAAUGCCAAGGAAGUCGAAUAUACUUAGUAUAAAAGCAAAAUUAUAUAUUAACUCGAGUGGACCUCCUGCCUGAAACAUGUUAGCCAAUGAACUGAAAAGCAACAAAGAAAUUCAAGUUUUAGCUACUGAGUUUCACAUUUAAGACAUCUUAUAUCAUACUUACUAAUUCAAUAACUAUGUGUGUAUCCAGUGUUGAGACUACACCUGAGAAUACUUCUGUUGUAGCUACUUUCCGGCAAUGAAGAUGGCUUCUAAGUUUAGCGUUGACGCUGACGACAUGUGUACAGUUCACGGUCAUGCAGGGAAUCUGAGUCGGGCAUCAGUAUUGGAAGGAAUACGAAAAAUUACCCGUUCAAGAUCAGCAUGCCAGAGAAAGCAACUAGUAACCAUAGCCGAUUUUGGGACUGCUGACGGCCGAGGCUCCCUUUCCCUAAUCAAUGAAGUGAUAGAUAUCAUUCGAACAGAUUUGGGGAAGGAGCAAGCAAUUGUUGUGUAUUACAACGAUCAACCGAUGAACGACUUCAAUCUUCUCAGCAAAAUUAUAGGAGGUUUUGAACAGAAAUCCAGUUUAUCAGCUGCUGAAAACAUCUACCCUGUGAUGGUACCUAGAAGUAUGUACGAGCAGUGUCUUCCUGAUAGUUCAAUUGACCUGGCGGUAUCUUCUGGAGCUACACAUUACCUGUCUAAACAUGUUUGUCAAAUACAAAACGGUGUAUUUAUGGGAGAGGCUAACACUCAUGAGCAAGAGUUAAUGAGAGAACAAGGAAAAGCUGACUGGAGGAACUUUGUGAUUGCUAGAGGACGGGAACUAAAACCAGGAGGUGUUCUGGUUACAAUAAACGCAUCAUUAGACGGGGAAAACAAUGUGUCGUCACAAAUUGACAAGGGGUUUCAACAUUUUGGUAGCUUUGUCACUGAUAUGGCUAGAGAAGGCGUCUUAACACAGGAAGAAUAUCUUGCGAUCAACUUUCCAAGUCACUACAUGCGAACAACAGUUGAUUUUAAAGAGCCAUUCACUAGUACUGUACCAGAGGUAAAGGAACUUGGAUUGGAAAUGGUGUCGAUAACACCGCGAAAACACUAUCUGGAACACCCGCUGUACGAUGUUGUAAGGAAAGACGACACGGAAAAGUUGAACUAUGCCAAAAGAAUAGUUGCCAUGGUUUACCCAUGGUUUCAUCAUGCGAUCCACGGUGGACUGAGUGAUUCCCGCACGGAGGACGAGAAACAGUUCAUCAUUGAAGAAUACUUUCAGAGGUUACAGGAAUACGCGUCUGCGCAUUCCGACCACAAGCCGUUCCUAACAUCCACAGAGGUUGUCAUACGGAAACGUUCAAAUAUAGUAUUGACACAGGCCUGAUUUGGCUUGGUUAAUAUAUAGACAGGAAAAACUAUAAACGAAAGAUUGGUUUGGUUAUAUUUGUGUAACGUCCUUAAAUGACCUUACCUGUUGAUAGGACAUUAAACAAAUAAAACCCAACCUGACAAGUUCACAAGUUUGCUAUAUUUUUUUAUUCAAGGUAAACACUAUUAUAAAUAUAAAUUGCAUUGC